Molecule: messenger RNA, 777 nt
Organism: Ahaetulla prasina
Lineage: Eukaryota; Metazoa; Chordata; Lepidosauria; Squamata; Colubridae
Gene: TEX52
Product: testis expressed 52
Exons: 2
Coding region: 1-777 (258 amino acids)
Source: RefSeq, a predicted model, not a curated record
AUGGCUACCUGGAAAGAGAGGCACUACCUCUGUGCGGAGAAAUACAUACUAUGGCCGGGGUUUUCUCCCCGACCCUACCACAAACUAGCUACUCAGAAGCCUCCGCACACAGAUUCCAAGAUCAAAGUUCUCCAGAAGAUGCGUUGCCCUCUCGAGGAAGCUGUCCUUUGGCACAUCUGGGGCUACCACACCUGGUUGGAUGUUGGGAGGCUGCCCCCCAUCUACGGGCCCAGACCGGACGUGCCAUUCGAUAGCAACACGUGGCGAUGGAUCACUGCUCCCAGGAAGCCCUCCAUGGCUGAGCCACCGGUCCCACCUCCUUCCCUCUUGGAUGGGAACACCUACGCCAAAUUCAUUGAAGGGGAAGGCUUGUUUGUGGACCUCAGACAGAAGAAACGAGUCCUGAGCCUAACGCAGAAAGAAGUGAACAAGUGCGAGUACCUGAAGUUCAGGAGUGAGUGUCGGGCUCCACCUUUGGAUGCUCAAGGGAACAUUAUACCUCCCAAAAUGCUCAGCAGGUACAGACAUCUGCUUCCAGGAAAACCCCCGGCUUCCGUCUGUGUGGCGCUACAACCUGUGGUAUCUUCUUCUCCAGAAUGUUGGCAUUAUCCCUGUCCGAGUUUUCAACCCCAUUACCAAGACUCGGCCGUUAAGUUUGCGCUGAAGAACAGCGGCCCCAUUUACCAGGAUGUGGUGGAGAAAUACCAGGAACUGGUCCUUUCUGGGAGCCCUAUACGGUGUCCCACUCCAGCCAGUCAAAUAAACAGACAAGCCUAA